Molecule: messenger RNA, 2327 nt
Organism: Abrus precatorius (Indian licorice)
Lineage: Eukaryota; Viridiplantae; Streptophyta; Magnoliopsida; Fabales; Fabaceae
Product: trihelix transcription factor PTL-like
Exons: 4
Coding region: 1-2235 (744 amino acids)
Source: RefSeq, a predicted model, not a curated record
AUGUAUGUGUGUGACUUGAGUGAAAUUUUAUGGGAAUUCAGGGAAGCCAUUUAUGGGGGUCUGAAUUUGAGGGCGAAAUUGGAGGCUGCAGAAGGAGUUCUUGAAUCAAAGUGCAAACCAGUUGUUGCUGAAUUGCGGCGUGUGGAGGGUCGAGGAUUCUGGUGUAAGCCAGCUUGGCGUUGGGAUGGAUAUCAAACUGGGUUAGAGGGAGUGUUCUACAUUGUUGGAGAGCAGGCCCGUCUUGUUUUGGUCAUUGGACACUUGUCUAUAUUUGCUUUCAGAGGUACUGUCAAGAUUAAUGACAAUCAGGAUCCGACUCUGCCGCUUCUCCCACUGCUUCUCCUUCUUCACACUCUCUCUCUCUCUCUUCCAACUUCUUAUUUCUUCAUCACUUCUCCUUCUCUCUAUCUCAACUCUCAACUCAUGGAAACGGAAGAUCACCAUCAUCAUCACCAUCACCACCACCACCACCAUCAGCAACAACAGCAUCAGUAUGCCAUGAACAUGAACGAUCUAAGACAAGUCGUUAAUGGGCCGAGGCCGGUCCAUAAUUUCCCCUCCAUGCCAUCGCACCCCACGGCCGAGCUCUUCCCCGGCCACCGGAAUCUGACAACCUUUCAACCACCCACUUCCCAGCAUCACCAACAACACUACGAGGUCAUGAUGUUCGGUCGUGACAUAAUGCCACGUGGCCUUCACGACUUUGCCUCCGCCACUGAUUCUGCUGCUGCAAGCAUCACUAUACCCACUCCUGUUACUGCAGCCGCCGCCACUGCUUCAACGCCUCCCCUUAGUGGCUUUGAGGUCGAGGGUGCAGGUUGCAUCGGUGGAGAUGCCUCCACUGGAAGAUGGCCCAGACAAGAGACUCUCACUCUUCUUGAGAUCAGAUCUCGUUUGGACCCUAAAUUCAAAGAGGCUAAUCAGAAGGGACCCUUAUGGGAUGAAGUUUCUAGGAUCAUGUUUGAAGAACAUGGAUACCAAAGGAGUGGAAAAAAGUGCAGAGAGAAGUUUGAGAAUCUAUACAAAUAUUACAAGAAGACAAAAGAAGGUAAGGCAGGAAGACAUGAUGGGAAGCAUUACAGAUUCUUUCGUCAACUUGAAGCCUUAUAUGGAGAAAACAGUAACACAGUUUCAGUCCCAGAAACCAAUGUUGUUAGCAGCAUCCAUUUUCAAACAAGUGGCCAUGCCCCCGCCCCAACAAAUCAAGAAAUGUUUCAGUCUCACAAUAAGCAUUGUGAUAGCCUCAGCCUCACUAACUCCACUGACUUUGACACAUCAUCAUCUGAUAAUGAUGGAAAUAAUCAUACAAUGGAGAAUGAAUCCAUGGAGAAGAGGAGAAAGAGGAAGAGUGGGAGGAGCUGGAAGGUGAAGAUAAAAAACUUCAUUGACUCACAGAUGAGGAAGCUCGUUGAGAAGCAAAAGGAGUGGUUGGAUAAGCUGGUGAAGACACUGGAAGAGAAGGAAAGGGAGAGGGUGUUGAGAGAGGAAGAGUGGAGGAAACAAGAGGCAAGCAGGUUAGAGAGGGAGCAAAAGUUUUGGGCUAAAGAGAGGGCAUGGAUUGAAGCCAGAGAUGCUGCUCUAAUGGAGGCUUUGCAAAAACUAACAGCAAGAGAAAUAAUGAAGAUUGAACCUCAUGAGGGUGUAAAUGUAAUAGCAACUGGAGUUCAAAACCACAGUGAAAACCAGAAUAAUGAAGAUGGAAGUGAAAUCUUAAACUGCGGUACUGUCAUCAGAGGUGCUGAUAGCUGGCCAGAAUCUGAGAUUACAAGGCUUCAACAGUUGAGAGCUGAGAUGGAAACAAGGUUUCCACAAAGUGAGUGUUCAGAAGAGGUUACAUGGGAAGAAGUAGCAACCAAAAUGGCUUGUUUUGGUUACCAAAGGAGUGCUUUGAUGUGCAGAGAGAAAUGGGAAAGUAUCAGCAACUAUCCAAGAGAUGAUGGUAAAGAAGGGAACAAGAAGCGCAGGGAAAACUCAAGAAGUUGUUUUUACUUCAAGAACAAUGAUGAUCAUCAACCUUCCCUAUACAACCAAGGAAGUACCUAUUGUGAUGAUAUCAACGAUCAAAGGCAGGAGAUUGAGAGGCUACAAACAAAUGAUGGUUGUUCACCUUCAAAUUCCAAUGUUGGAAAUGUUGCUCCAGCUGAUAGCUGCUUUCCCUUCUUGAUGAGUACUGAGGGAGGAAAUCUGUGGGAGAACUAUGGCUUAAAGCUCAAUAAAGCAAACCAAAACCAUUAAUUGAGUGUAAGAUGCUUAAUUAUUCGUAUAAGCAAAGAAAUUUGACAGUCUAGUAUCUGAGACGGUCUCACGUUAUGUAAGCAAGAGCUAAC